Lolium rigidum is the source of this 1152-nucleotide messenger RNA. RefSeq names its product FCS-Like Zinc finger 8-like. The transcript is spliced from 2 exons. Bases 107 to 793 code for a protein of 228 amino acids. The record is from RefSeq and is a predicted model, not a curated record. Lineage: Eukaryota; Viridiplantae; Streptophyta; Magnoliopsida; Poales; Poaceae.
CACACCCCUCUCCUCCCUCGUCUUCUUCUCGCCCGGCGGUUUGUGCCCAGUGGUGUGCCCUCACACUCAAGAGCAAACCGUAGAAGAGCAAAGCUUCCUUCUUGAGAUGUUUCUGAGGUCCAAGUUCCAGGAGAUGAUCCUGAGGAGGAGGUCCAGAUCGACGAACGGCGCGCAGCACGCCGGCGACACGCCCCCGCCGGCGCCGAGGCUGCUGCACUCGGCGUCCCUCCCCGCCGGCAGCUGCGCCACGGCCGGGAGCCCCCAGCGCGACUCCUACUCCAUGAGCCCGACCUCCGUGCUCGACGCGUCCGCAUCCUUCGGCUCGCCCGCCGGCGCCGACGGCGGCAGCAUCAGCAAGCGCCGGCCUUGGUGCGACGGCUGCGCGGGCCCGCACGGGCUCGCCGACGCGCUCGACUGCGCCCACGACGGCCGGGAGCGGAGGCGGAGCAUCCUCGCGGGCCGCGUCAAGGCGCAGGCGCCGGCCCUGGUCCGGUCCUGCUCCCUCGACCGCCGCGUCGAGUUCGGGGUCAAGAACAAGAGCUCCUGGCUGCCGCUGCGCGCCGGCGGCCGCGCGACGCAGGAGAAGGCCACGGCGCCCGCGCCGGACGAGGUGGAGAUGGAGCCGUCGUCCGAGGACUACACCUGCGUCAUCUCCCGCGGGCCCAACCCGAGGACGGUGCACAUCUUCGGCGACCGCGUCGUGGAGGGCGACCACCGCGAGACCUCGCCGCGCCAGAUAACAAACCUGCCGCCGGCGCCGACUCGUGGAGACAGAGGCUUCUUGAGCCUAUGAUGCCAUCCAUAGCAACUUGAUGAUCCAUGCCAUGCUUCGGUCGGUAAAGUACUGCUAAGUCUCGGUGAUGCUGCCAAUCUUGUCGUAUUUCUUCUUCUUUAUUAUUAGUUCUUCAAUCUUGAUGGGAUGAUCAAGUAGACGCUUCUUGGAUCAGACGAUGAUCAUUAUUACAUAGGCUUCUUGCUUGGUCACAUGAUCAAACAGAGAUGGGUUUUGUCUGUAAUAGAAAUUCUUUCCUCCAGAGCACAUGUUUGUACUACCAGAGUUCUUGUAAGAUCCGAACAUGUAAAUUAGCUGCUGAAUUGAAAUGAACUACUCUACUAGAAGUAUGAAAGAUUUACUGAAUUCCUUGGUUUGCA